CAUCAAUAUUAAUAUUUAUGAAUAAUAAUAAUAAUAAUACCAAUAAUACCAAUAACAAUAAUAACUAUGGCACUUUCAAGAAAAUAUGGAAUAAUAUAUACCUUCAAACAAAAAUCAAAAACUAUUUAAAACUAUAUAAUUGUUUCAGAUACAGCCAAUAUAUACACUUAAAUCAAAACACAUUAGAGGUAAUAAAAAAUAAUGAAAUUUUAGAAUAUAUAAAAUCAAUUGUGAUAUAUGAUAUCAAGAAACAAAGUUAUCAAUAUUUAUUAGAGGUACUGAGGUACUUAAAACCAUUUCAGCAAAUCGAAUCAAUUACCAUAUUUCAAGAAGAUUUGUUAAAUAACGAAAUAAAAGAGCUUUUAGAAGAGUUUUGUAAUAUAGAUACAAUAAUUUUCCAAGAGACAACAGUUCCGCUACAUAAUGAUGUAAUUACACCUAAAGUAACAAACAUUAUUUUUGAAUUUUUAGACACCAAUCAAGGACUAUCAUACUCACCCACUACAAGCAUAUUCCCUACAAAUGGCUUAACUAAAUUAACACUAGGUUUAGGUUUCAACUCUAUCAUUGAACCUAACACUCUUCCUCAAACGCUAAAGUGUUUGACCUUCAAUAUUGACUAUAACCAGCCUAUUCUUCCAAACACCCUUCCCCAAAGUUUAGAGUCGAUAGUAUUUGGAACUAAUUUUAACCAGCCAAUUGACUAUUUACCUCACAACCUAUUAAAAUUAUCUCUGGGUAAUGAUUUCAAUCAACCUUUUCAAGGUCUUUUACCAAAAACAUUAAAAAAAUUUUCAAUCAUGGGCAAUUUUAGUGAACCAGCUAAUGAAGAUGGUGAAAACAACCUCCUAUUUCCGAAUUCCAUCGAAUCACUUGAAAUGUAUUCAUAUUUGGGCGACAACUACAUUUUCAAAUUACCAAAAUCAUUAAAUAACCUCAUCAUCUCAAAUAACUACUUCAAAAACAACUCUAUAGAUUUUAAUAAUAGAAACCCAAAUCUAUCAAAGAUUUCAAUAAUAUCAAAUAACUCCUCAAUGUUCAAUUUAGCUCCUCUCCCGCAACAUCAAUCACUACAAAAUAGAUUAAAUCACUAUCAGUUUAAUUUUUUUAAAACAACCAGUUUUAAUAAUUUAAAAAAAUUAGAACUUAAUAGUACACUCAGCUCUCUUUUUCAAGAAAAUAAAAACAAAAUUGAAUCUUUAGAUCAUGACAUAAUAUGUGAAAGCAAUUUAGAAAAACUAAAAGUAUUAUUUAUUAAAGAGGGAAAUUUAGAUUUUAUAAACUCUAGGAUUAAAUUUAGCUCAAUCAAUACUUUAAAAAUAAACCUGUUUGGUCCAGAUACUCAAAUAGAGCAAGCAUUAUUCCCACCCACACUCAAAUCAAUUAAAAUCCACUCAAACUAUGGACAUUUUAGUUUAAAUGACGACAUACUAUUAAAUUUAGAAAACCUUACAUCAAUUACUUUGAACUGCUAUAGAAAACCGAUCCAAAAAGAAAUCUUUCCAAAAUCACUGUUAAAUCUAGAACUAAUUGAAUACAGAAAACAGUUAGAUGAAUCCUCAUUACCAGAAACACUUGUGUCACUAAAACUAAUAUCAAGGUACCCUCUUUCUUCCGAUAUUUUUCCAAGUGGUUUAAAAGUUCUGUACACUAAUCAACUACCGAAAAUCCAACCUGAUUCACAAUGGUUACCAAGCCAGCUCGAAUAUUUACUAAUAAACGAAAAAUAUAAACCCAAAAACCUGUCAAACAUAAACCAUUCAAACAUCCCUGAAUCAUUAAAAACAAUUUAUCUUUCCAACCUAAAUCACGAUUUUUUAUAUGACAACAAAAUAUAUUAUUUUUUAAAAGAAAAUUUAAAUAUGAUUGUUAUCUCAAAUCAAUUAAAUUCUGUGUAUAAAAAAAUAAUUAAUAAAUAAUAAGAUAAAAAAUUACAUGUUUUUUCUUUAAAAUC
Dictyostelium purpureum is the source of this 1954-nucleotide messenger RNA. RefSeq lists its product as uncharacterized. The transcript has a single exon. The record is from RefSeq and is a predicted model, not a curated record. The coding region runs from base 18 to 1919 and encodes 633 amino acids. Lineage: Eukaryota; Evosea; Eumycetozoa; Dictyosteliales; Dictyosteliaceae.